Messenger RNA from Girardinichthys multiradiatus, 1933 nucleotides. RefSeq names its product vacuolar protein sorting 45 homolog (gene vps45). Gene Ontology annotation, cellular component: Golgi membrane. Bases 168 to 1874 code for a protein of 568 amino acids. The transcript has 15 exons. Lineage: Eukaryota; Metazoa; Chordata; Actinopteri; Cyprinodontiformes; Goodeidae. The record is from RefSeq and is a predicted model, not a curated record. Gene Ontology annotation, biological process: intracellular protein transport; vesicle-mediated transport.
GUCAGGAACCCGGAAGAAGAUUGCUUCGGUGUUGUCAUAAGGGCUCAGCUGAUAGAUCUUUACGACACAAAACAGAGGUACAAAAAAACCAGGACGAGUUCUACUGUUAUUCUGCAGCUGAUUUAGAUUGUUUGUUUUUACGGAUUCUGGGUCACAGCGUCGCCAUCAUGAACGUGACCCUCGCGGUGAAGCAGUACAUCUCCAAGAUGAUCGAGAACAGCGGGCCCGGGAUGAAGGUCCUGCUCAUGGACAAGGAGACGACCAGUAUAGUGAGCGUGGUGUACACCCAGUCUGAGAUCCUGCAGAAGGAGGUUUACCUGUUUGAACGGAUUGACUCGCAGAACAGAGACAGCAUGAAGCACCUGAAGGCCAUCUGCUUCCUUCGUCCAACUAAGGAGAAUGUGCAGCACCUAAUCCAGGAGCUACGAAGACCAAAUUACAGUGUCUACUUCAUCUACUUCAGUAAUGUGAUCAGUAAGAGUGAGAUAAAAGCUCUGGCUGAGGCAGAUGAACAGGAGGUGGUGGCUGAAGUCCAGGAGUUUUAUGGAGACUUCAUUGCUGUGAAUCCUCACCUGUUUUCCCUCAACCUGCAGGGUGUCGCCCGGGGCCGGACAUGGGAAACUUCCAUGUUGUCCCGCUGCACUCAGGGUUUGACUUCCGUCCUGCUCGCUCUGAAGAAAUGUCCAAUGAUUCGCUAUCAGCUGUCCUCUGACAUGGCCAAACGUCUUGCAGAAAAUGUCAAGCAAAUCAUCACAAAGGAAUACGAGCUGUUUGACUUCAGGAAGACUGAAGUCCCUCCUCUGCUGCUGAUCCUUGACCGCAGUGAUGACGCCAUCACACCGCUGCUAAACCAGUGGACGUACCAGGCGAUGGUCCAUGAGCUGCUGGGUCUGAACAACAACCGGAUCGACCUAUCCAGGGUCCCUGGGAUCACCAAGGACCUGAGGGAGGUGGUGCUCUCUGCGGAGAACGAUGAGUUUUACGCCAACAACUUGUACUUAAACUUCGGGGAGAUCGGCACCAACAUAAAGAACUUGAUGGAAGAUUUCCAGAAAAAGAAACCCAAAGGGCAACAGAAGCUGGAGUCCAUUGCUGACAUGAAGGCAUUUGUGGAUAACUACCCUCAGUUUAAGAAGAUGUCGGGAACUGUGUCCAAGCACGUUACAGUGGUGGGGGAGCUGUCCCGGCUGGUGUCAGAGCGGCAGCUGAUGGAGGUGUCUGAGGUGGAGCAGGAACUGGCUUGUCAGAACGACCACUCUAGCGCUCAACAGAACGUUCGACGGCUGCUGCAAAAUCCCCGUGUUUCGGAGUUGGACGCCGUCCGUCUCGUCAUGCUCUACGCUUUGAGAUACGAACGUCACAGCAGCAGCAUCCUCUCCUCUCUGAUGGAAGAGCUGAGCAGGAGAGGAGUGUCUGAACGCUACCGCAAGAUGGUUCAGUCAGUUGUGGAGUAUGGUGGAAAGAGAAUCAGAGGAAGUGACCUCAUCACACCGACAGAUGCUGUUGCCAUCACCAAACAGUUCUUCAAAGGACUAAAGGGUGUAGAGAACGUGUAUACACAGCAUCAGCCUCUGCUGCACGACACUCUGGACCAGCUGAUUAAAGGUCGACUCAAAGACAGCCAGUUCCCUUACCUGGGACCCAGCAGCCUCAGAGACAGGCCUCAAGACAUUAUGGUGUUUCUGAUUGGUGGAGCCACAUAUGAAGAAGCUUUGACCGUUUACAACCUGAACCGUAAUACUCCUGGGGUUCGGAUUGUGCUGGGAGGAAGUGCCAUCCACAACACUAAGAGUUUCCUUGAAGAGGUGAUUUUGGCGACGGGUCACAGUGGUGACAGAGCACAGGGAAGUGGUCGUCAUUCCACCAGGCGAUAAACACCAACUCUUGUACUGACUUUUCACCUCUUGUAGAAUAAACUGCAUCAUUCCCUUUG